AUGUACUUCGACGGGUCUCUGAUGAAGACAGGGGCUGGGGCAGGCCUGCUAUUCAUCUCACCUCUCAGUAUCCACAUGAGGUACGUCAUCCGAAUACAAUUCGUCGCAUCCAACAACGUUGCAGAAUACGAGGCCCAUGACAACGGACUAAGGAUCGCCAUCGAGCUAGGAGUCCGACGCCUCGACGUUCGGGGCGAUUCUCAGCUGGUCAUCGACCAAGUCAUGAAAGCCUUGAGCUGCCACGACCCAAAGAUGGAGGCCUACUGCAAGGAAGUACGCAAGCUUGAAGACAAUUUCCACGACCUCGAGCUCAUUCACGUCGCACGAUGA
Sorghum bicolor (sorghum) is the source of this 330-nucleotide messenger RNA. RefSeq lists its product as uncharacterized. Gene Ontology annotation, molecular function: RNA-DNA hybrid ribonuclease activity; nucleic acid binding. The transcript has a single exon. Lineage: Eukaryota; Viridiplantae; Streptophyta; Magnoliopsida; Poales; Poaceae. The coding region runs from base 1 to 330 and encodes 109 amino acids. The record is from RefSeq and is a predicted model, not a curated record.